AUGCAUCUGCUCAAAGUCAAUCUCGUCCAUUCGCUUGGCUCCUGCGUCCGACUUCUUCGUCCUACCACUCGUCUCAGUACGCCCCAGUUUACCCGCAUUCUCAGUCGUGCAAUGUCCAGCAGCCAGUACUUGGUUGAGGAGAAGGAGUACGAGUUCUUGCGUCGACUAGGCAUCGAGAAGACGAACUAUGGAGUGUUCUCCAAGGACGGCUGGAGUGGCAGUGGAGAGACCAUUAAAUCAGUGAACCCUUCUGAUGGACGUGUCAUCGCCGAAGUGGUGGCCGGCAACCUGGCCGACUACAACCGAGCAGUGGAGCAGACAAAGGACGCCUGGCAGGUGUGGGCAGACUUGCCCGCUCCGCAGAGAGGUGAAAUCGUGCGCCAGAUCGGCAACGCUCUGCGCGAGAAGAAGGCCGAUCUGGGUCGACUGAUCUCUCUGGAGAUGGGCAAGAUUCUCUCGGAGGGCGAGGGCGAAGUCCAGGAGUACAUCGACAUCUGCGACUACGCAGUGGGCCUCUCGCGAAUGCUCGCCGGACAGGUGCUGCCCUCGGAGAGGCCGAACCACGUUCUCCUCGAGAACUGGAAUCCCCUCGGCGCCAUUGGCGUCAUUUCCGCGUUCAACUUUCCCGUGGCCGUCUACGGUUGGAACAACGCCAUAGCGCUGGUGUGCGGUAACAGCGUCCUGUGGAAGCCAGCCCCCACGACGACACUGUGCGGUGUGGUCAUUACCAAGAUUUUGGAAUCGAUUUUGCGCGCCAACGGCCUUCCCGGCUCCGUCUGCUCGCUGGUGGCAGGCGGCGCCGAGAUUGGCUGCGCUAUAGGCGAGGACAGUCGGUUGCCAUUGGUUUCAUUCACCGGGAGCACCCCGGUCGGCCGGGAGCUCGGCGUCGCCGUACAGCGCCGCUUCGGACGCUCCAUUCUGGAGCUGGGCGGGAACAAUGCCAUCGUCGUCUGCGAGGACGCCGACCUUGACAUGGUCAUCCGAGCGGCGCUCUUUGCCUGCGCCGGCACUGCUGGCCAGCGCUGCACCACCACCCGACGGCUGAUCGUCCAUGAGCGCCUCGUCGACGCCGUCGUCCAGCGACUGGCCAAGUCCUUUGCCCAGCUGCGGGUGGGCAGUCCGCUGGAGAGGGACACCCUGUACGGGCCGCUGCACACCGAACAGGCGGUGCGCAACUACGAGAGCACCAUUGCCAAGGCAGUCCAGCUCGGCGGGAAGGUCGUCUGCGGUGGGAAGCGUAUCCACCGACCGGGCUACUUUGUCGAGCCGACCAUCAUCACCGGCCUGGCGCAUGACGCGUCCGUCGUCCAGGAGGAGACCUUUGCGCCCAUUGUGUACGUGCUCAAGUUCAAGGAGCUGGAGGAGGCCAUCGCCUGGAACAAUGAGGUCGACCAGGGACUGUCGAGCAGUAUCUUCACGAAGAACCUGGAGACCAUCUUCAAGUGGACCGGACCAAAGGGAUCUGACUGCGGCAUUGUCAACGUCAACAUUCCCACUAAUGGAGCUGAAAUUGGCGGUGCCUUUGGCGGCGAGAAGGCAACUGGUGGCGGAAGAGAGUCUGGUUCUGACUCUUGGAAGCAGUACAUGCGACGAUCGACCUGCACAAUCAACUACUCAAAGGAGCUGCCACUUGCACAGGGAAUCAAGUUUGAGUAA
Messenger RNA from Rhagoletis zephyria (snowberry fruit fly), 1656 nucleotides. The record is from RefSeq and is a predicted model, not a curated record. Lineage: Eukaryota; Metazoa; Arthropoda; Insecta; Diptera; Tephritidae.